CAGUCGGCCCCCUGGGAAGGUACAUAUCUGUGAGGAGCUGCCCGCCCGCCCGCACUCCGCCGGCGCCGUCCCGCUCGGAUCUCGGAGCAGCCCCGCACCGCCUCGGGGCCGCGCCACGGUCUCGGACUCCAUCGGGGCUGUCCCGCAACUUCCCAAGUUCUGCUUUCUGGUGCAGUUCGCGCGGGGACGCGCCUUAGCCCACCGCCGCCAUGGAUGCCAUCAAGAAGAAGAUGCAGAUGCUGAAGCUGGACAAGGAGAACGCCUUGGACAGAGCCGAGCAAGCCGAAGCAGACAAGAAGGCAGCAGAGGAGAGAAGCAAGCAGUUAGAGGAUGACAUUGUGCAAUUGGAAAAGCAAUUGCAUGUGACGGAGGAUGCAAGGGACCAAGUGCUGGAAGAGCUGCACAAGUCAGAGGAUAGUCUCCUCUCCGCAGAGGAGAAAGCUGCCAAGCUGGAGGACGAGCUGUUGGCUCUGCAAAAGAAGCUGAAGGGCACUGAGGAUGAGCUGGACAAAUACUCCGAGUCCCUUAAAGAUGCACAAGAAAAGUUGGAACUGGCUGACAAAAAGGCCACAGAUGCUGAGAGCGAUGUAGCUUCUCUGAACAGACGCAUCCAGCUGGUUGAGGAAGAGUUGGAUCGGGCUCAGGAGCGCUUGGCUACUGCCCUGCAGAAGCUGGAGGAGGCUGAGAAGGCUGCAGAUGAGAGUGAAAGAGGAAUGAAGGUCAUUGAAAAUAGAGCCCAAAAGGAUGAAGAGAAGAUGGAAAUCCAAGAGAUCCAGCUUAAAGAGGCUAAGCACAUUGCUGAAGAGGCUGACCGCAAGUAUGAAGAGGUGGCUCGUAAGCUUGUGAUCAUUGAGAGUGACCUGGAGCGGGCUGAGGAGCGUGCUGAACUAUCAGAAAGCAAAUGUGCUGAGCUUGAAGAGGAGUUGAAAACUGUGACCAACAACCUGAAGUCGCUGGAGGCUCAGGCUGAGAAGUACUCACAGAAAGAAGACAAAUAUGAGGAGGAGAUUAAAGUCCUGACUGACAAACUGAAGGAGGCUGAGACCCGUGCUGAAUUUGCUGAGAGGUCAGUAACCAAGCUGGAGAAGAGCAUUGAUGAUCUAGAAGAGAAAGUGGCGCAUGCCAAAGAAGAAAACCUUAGUAUGCAUCAGAUGCUGGAUCAAACUUUACUGGAGUUAAACAACAUGUGAAAACCUUCUUAGCAGCAACCACAUGAUUUGUUUAUUAUUUUUACACCUGCUUGCCGUGAACCCCCAUAAAUGUGUCUUUUUUUUGUUUGUUUUUUCACCACAGUCACAAGAACAUCUGCUAAAUUAUCAGGCAGGGGUCAGGGAAACACCAAAAUGGGCAAGCCAGAUGCGGGUUAAACUAUACUACAUUAUGGUUUAAAUGUGCCAUUUCCCAACCAAAAUGUUACCUACACUUUGUAGAGAGUUCACCAGCUCAAUAUGCUUACUAGUCUUUUGAAGAAUCCUGGCUGUGACAGAAAGUGUACCUCCUCAAGUGCCAACUACAGCUUAUGACAAGAAUGAUGUAUGUUCCAGAGAGAUCAGGUGGAAAUGGUGCUAUUUUGAACAAAAGGUUCUACUGAAGCCUUUUGUUUCAUAUCAGACAAGUCAGGAGUUGUCCAGCACAGUAAUUUAUUUUUAUCAGAAUUCUGUUGAUCUGUGAGGAUUUGGACUUUCUGUGCCUUCUGAUUCAAUAACACAAAGGUAUGUGAGCAACAGAGACAAGUGAAGGCUUCCAGAGUUCUUAAUAUUGACUUCUUGCAACUCAAUACAGAAGUGUAGGUCAGCAUUUCACCUUGAGUUUUCAUGCGAUUGUAUUUUUCAUGUUGAAAUGAAAGAUUCAAUAAAUUCAGGGGAAACCAUAAAUUUGGAAAAGAUUGUUUCAAAAAUGUAUUUUAUUUGUGUGUGUUUUGGGGAGGGGGAGGACUUUAUAAACCGAUAUUCGCCUCACUUUUUUUCACACUUUCUUUGAGCAGUUUUAAAAGUAUACCUGUAUGUAAACAUUGUAUAAUGAUAUGGAAUAAAAUGCACAUUUUAGGACAUUUUUUAAA
Messenger RNA from Pezoporus flaviventris, 2059 nucleotides. RefSeq names its product tropomyosin 1 (gene TPM1). Gene Ontology annotation, cellular component: actin filament. The transcript has 10 exons. Gene Ontology annotation, molecular function: actin filament binding. Lineage: Eukaryota; Metazoa; Chordata; Aves; Psittaciformes; Psittacidae. Gene Ontology annotation, biological process: cardiac muscle contraction; actin filament organization. The coding region runs from base 210 to 1190 and encodes 326 amino acids. The record is from RefSeq and is a predicted model, not a curated record.